AUGCGCAGGAAGGGCAGCCGAAUUGUCUUCUCAGAGCACUUCACAGAGAUGGUUAAGUCUGAGUGUCACUUUGAGAAUGGGACUGAGCACGUGCGGCAUAUGCAGAGAUAUUUCUACAACCGGGAGGAGUACACGCGCUUCGACAGUGAUGUCGGAAAGUUCCUGGCACUGACGGAGCUGGGGCGGCGCAGUGCUAAGUAUAGUAACAGCCAGAAGGAGAUCCUGGAGCAACUUCGGGCCGCUGUGGACACCAUCUGCCGCCACAACUACGAGGUGUCUGAGCCCUUCUUUGUGCCCCGGCGCGGUGACAGGGAGCCACUGGAGUCUAUUGAAUAA
Dromiciops gliroides (monito del monte) is the source of this 336-nucleotide messenger RNA. RefSeq names its product rano class II histocompatibility antigen, D-1 beta chain-like. Gene Ontology annotation, molecular function: MHC class II protein complex binding. Gene Ontology annotation, cellular component: membrane; MHC class II protein complex. The record is from RefSeq and is a predicted model, not a curated record. NCBI's taxonomy places the organism in Eukaryota, Metazoa, Chordata, Mammalia, Microbiotheria, Microbiotheriidae. The coding region runs from base 1 to 336 and encodes 111 amino acids. Gene Ontology annotation, biological process: antigen processing and presentation of exogenous peptide antigen via MHC class II; peptide antigen assembly with MHC class II protein complex; immunoglobulin production involved in immunoglobulin-mediated immune response. The transcript has 3 exons.